This is a messenger RNA of Striga asiatica, 1905 nucleotides long. The record is from the annotation of a GenBank genome assembly. Lineage: Eukaryota; Viridiplantae; Streptophyta; Magnoliopsida; Lamiales; Orobanchaceae.
CGUCCCCCCGGUAGGCCAUUAUUAAAACCUCCCAUUUCAUCACAUUCUUCCUCCGAUAGUCCAAUCGGAACUGAAAUUUACCACAGUUCUCUCUCAGCGUUCGAAUUCUCCAACUAAACCCUAGUAGGCUAACUUCUCAGUCCCCAGCUUCUCUCAGCGCGUCAAUUGAGUUGCCCAUCAGACACUGCAAGAAUCCAAGAAAAAAUGGGGGACGUAGCGGAAAAGUUGACGUCCUUUCAAGCCGUCACGGGCAUCAACGACGCAGAUUUGUGCACGGAAAUUCUCUCCGCCCACAGUUGGGACCUCGAAUCGGCCAUCUCAUCUAUCACAUCCACCGUCGCCACCGGCCCCUCCGCCUCCUCUUCCUCCGCCGCCGCUGCCGCCGGCCGGACAAAUCAAGAACCCGAAGACGUUGGCCUUGUCCUAGUCCCUACAGGAAACAACAAUCAAUCUCCGGGUCUCGUUUGGAAAAUAAUCACACUCCCAUUCUCGAUCAUCUCCACUAGCCUAGGUUUAGUUUCUGGCGCGAUCGGGUUCGGCGUGUGGGCUGCGAGCGGCGUCCUGUCUUAUUCGUUUGGCAUGAUGGGGCUGAACGGCUCCUCGCGGGGUGGGUCGAUGCCUCUGGUAUCGGUGUCCCAGUCGGCCUCGGAGGCCAUGGAUUUCGUUUUGGGUUUCGAGAGGGACUAUGGAAGGGUUAGGCCGAAUUUCGUGGGCGAGGGUUUCAUGGAUGCCUUGCAGAGGUCCCGACGUGAGUACAAGCUGCUGUAUGUUUACUUGCACUCACCCGAACAUGCUGAUACUCCUCUCUUCUGCGAGGGGACUCUGUGCAAUGAGAUGCUGGCAGCGUUCUUGAACGAGCAUUUUGUGGUGUGGGGAGGUAGUGUGAAGGCCAGUGAAGGGUUCAAGAUGAGUAAUACUCUGAAGGCUUCCAGGUUCCCGUUCUGUGCAGUUGUUAUGGCGGCAACCAACCAGAGGAUCGCAUUGCUGCAGCAGGUUGAGGGACCAAAAUCUGCUGAAGAAUUGUUGUCAAUAUUGCAGAGAGUGAUUGAGGAAAGUGCUCCUGUUCUUGUUUCAGCAAGGGUCGAAGCCGAAGAGAGAAGGAACAAUAUGCGCCUGAGGGAGGAGCAGGAUGCUGCCUAUCAAGCAGCUCUCGAGGCUGAUCGAGCUAGGGAGCGGCAGAGAAAGGAGGAAGAAGAAAGAUUGGAACGUGAAGCUGCUGAAGCCGAAAGGAAAAGGAAGGAAGAGGAAGAGAUUCGUGAACGUGUUGCAAGAGAGGCUGCUGAGAGAGAAGCUGCAUUGACUAAGAUGCGUGAGGAGAAAGCGCAAUCACUUGGUGCUGAGCCUGAGAAAGGGCCUGACGUUACUCAAGUAGUGAUUCGUUUCCCUUCUGGAUUGCGCAAGGAAAGAAGGUUUCACUUGACGGCAAAGAUACAAUCUCUGUACGACUAUGUGGACUCAUUAGGUUGCUUGGAUGUUAAUGGCUACAGCCUCAUUUCCAACUUUCCCCGCACUUUGUAUGGUGAAGACAAGCUCUCGUUAUCCCUCAAGGAAGCGGGAUUACAUCCUCAGGCCAGCCUCUUUGUGGAGUUGAGCUAAGAGGAUGAAACAUUGUAAUAGGGAUAUUCUUAUAUCUGACUUUUGGCUUUUUUUUUUACGAAAACAAAUGUAUUGAUGGUAUCUUUUAGCAUAUCUUAAGCUUUGCGGGUAUUGUGUUGUGACAUCUUUUCCAAGUCUUAACGGGCGAAUAUGAUAGCGGGGUAUAUAGGUUUUAUUUGCAGUGAUUGUUCUUUAAUGAAUUGUUAUGGGCAUAUAUUUUUUUCGGGCUUUGUUUAACUUUAUAGUUAUACUCAUUUACUAUUUUGCUGUAAGUUUGGAAAAAGUUGUAUAUGAUCAGUUAAGAUGGUU